This is a messenger RNA of Bactrocera tryoni, 1233 nucleotides long. It is a transcript of the gene AIMP2, whose product is annotated as probable aminoacyl tRNA synthase complex-interacting multifunctional protein 2. The transcript is spliced from 5 exons. Gene Ontology annotation, cellular component: aminoacyl-tRNA synthetase multienzyme complex. Bases 145 to 1158 code for a protein of 337 amino acids. The record is from RefSeq and is a predicted model, not a curated record. Lineage: Eukaryota; Metazoa; Arthropoda; Insecta; Diptera; Tephritidae.
CUGCAUUGUGUAAAUUCAAUUCGAAAACGACGGCGAAAAAUAUUUCGAAGCAUUAGACAUUAUUUUAAAUUUAUAUUUCUUAAAAAUAAUUAAACAGUGGUUUGUUGUUGUCUAAAGUUAUUAGAUAGUAUAUAAAUCGACAAAAUGUAUGAGCUUAAAACACUUUUACCGGAGUAUGAUAUACAAUUGCCGACUUGCAUGUACCCAAUGAAAGUGCUCAACAAUUCGGUAGCUUCAGAAGUGAUAAAAGCUGACGCAUGCAGCGGUUUUUACAACAGCAAUGGUAAUCCUCUUGCCACGUCCGCUGUCAACUCUCUUGGACCGAAGAAAAAUGUGUGUGCGCUUGAUUUGGACAAUUUAAGUGCACAAAUCCAGAAUUUACUCAAGUCAUCUAAUGAUUUCGGUUCCGUAUGCGCACGACAAGAAAAAGUUUUAAAACAAUUACAAGACCUCAAACAACAAAUGGCCAAUAUUCGCGCUUCUCUUGGUCUCUGCCAAAAAGGACCUCAGCACACUGGGCAAACAAGUUUGCGGAAUGGAGGCUUACGUGAGGAACCUCUACAUGAUAUUGUUAUCAAUGGACACCCUAAUUUCAUACCAUAUGCCCUAUUAGCAUUGAAGAAUGCUUGGAAAGAUCUUUUCACCAUUGAUGUGAGAACCUUUAAACAUUCAACCAUGCCUGAUAUUGGAAAAGAUGCAAGUGAAUUCGAAAAGAAAUUGGCACAAGUGAAGAUAGACCCAUCAAAACCGAAAGUGAAAGUGUCACUUAUUUGGAAAAACUGCGAACAUACGGAAAUGAUCAGUUCACCCACUAUGUACGUUCCCAUUUAUGGAGAAGUUAAUAUUAUUCGGUAUUUGGGUCGUGUCGGACCAGAGGAAUACCGUUACGAAGAUUUACCCAACUGCAACGAAAUCGAUGCUGUGCUGGACAUAUGCUAUCAAUUGUUGCGAUGUAAUACUUCCAAAAACCGCGCCUCAAUGCUACGUGCACUUAAUCUUCGGCUAGGCAAACAAAAAUAUUUUGGUGGUGACAAAAUAACUAUUGCUGAUAUUGGUGUUCACAGCUCAUUGAAGCGUUUGCCGGCUAUAACCUCUAAAGACCUUACACCAACUUUGACUGAAUGGCAAAAACGCGUACAACUUGUUACACAGCUGUAAAAUAAGAUUGUAAUAAUUAAAUAUUCUUGUACUUGGUACAUUCUUAAUUAUAUACUCGUAUGUGUAGUAAAUGAA